This is a messenger RNA of Rhodofomes roseus, 1804 nucleotides long. Its product is annotated as MFS general substrate transporter. The transcript is spliced from 14 exons. Gene Ontology annotation, biological process: transmembrane transport. Lineage: Eukaryota; Fungi; Basidiomycota; Agaricomycetes; Polyporales; Fomitopsidaceae. Bases 303 to 1772 code for a protein of 489 amino acids. The record is from RefSeq and is a predicted model, not a curated record. Gene Ontology annotation, molecular function: transmembrane transporter activity.
GGACGGAUGUCUGAUACACAUGCGUGCUUCUCUGACCGCGACCUCGUGAACAUCUGACAAAAGCAUCGCUGUGCCGCAGGGCUCUGGCGAUGCGCGGCGAAGCUCGAGGUUCCAGCGGUGGGGCCCAUCUGCAGCAGACCCGCGCCCCGGCAGCGCCUCCCCGCCCAGGCGCAACUCUAUCAGGAGAAGCACCUCCAGGUCACAUAUCUUGCGCUCUGCGGCCGGGCGAACAACCUCUGCCCCUUCGUUGACGAUCGACGUCGAGCAAGAAGGCGUCCGCGCCGUGCAGAACCACUGGCAUCAUGAAGAUCUUCUCAGAUCUCCGCAUCCGCUCGCAGGGCUGGAGGUCCUCACCUGCCUAUGUGACUUUUGUGGUGGCAUUGGGCCUGGCGCUGGACUGUCUGAACUACAACAUCGUCGUCACCGUCUUUCCGUUCCGACUGGAGGAGCUACACUACAGCCAUGUCUCGUCCCUCGUCGGAUGGCUGCUAUUCUUAUAUUCAGCGGGUCUCGUCGUCGCCACACCGGUGAUAGCGAUGGUCUCUGAGCGGCUACGGUCAAGGCGUAUGGUCCUCAUCGUUGGCCAGCUGCUCCUGGUCGCGUCGCAGAUAUUGUUGAUGGAGUCCCCUGCGUUCUGGAUGAUGUGCGUCGGUCGGUUGUUGGAGGGAUUUGCUUCCGCGGUCAUCAUCGUUGCGGGCUUUGCUCUCAUAUGUGACGCUACUCCGGAAAAGGACGUCGGUCAACAACUCGGGCUCGUCAUGGUGGGCGUCCCACUAGGACAACUGAUCGCACCACCUGUCGGCGGCGCGCUGUACGACCGCUGGGGCUACCGCGCGCCCUUCAUCUUCACCAUCAUCUUCACCCUCCUCGACCUCCCCGCGCGUCUGCUCGUGCACGAGAAGCCGCCCGCAGACUCCCUAGACACCGAGGCGGCCGCGACAGCGACACCGCAGUCUGAACCCGAUCCGGAGAAGGCGGGUGACGUGGGGUCGCCCAUCUCGCCCAUGUCGCCUGCGUCGAUGUUCUCCGAGUCCACGGAGAAGGUAUCGUCGGUGAGGAAGGUGCUCGGCGCGGAGGCGGCAGUCGCGGUCGCGAUCAGUGCGUCCGAGAUGCCCGCGGCGCCGGUACAGACGAAGGAGAGGAAGGAGCUGUCUCUCCUGCAGGUCAUGCACAAGCUGCUGACUUCGACGCGGACGCUCGUCGUGCUCUUCAGCACGUUCACCGGCUCGUUUGCGUUCGCUGCACUGGACGUGACGCUCCCUCUGCGCGUGCAGGCCCUCUGGAACCUUAACUCGACGAAGGUCGGCUUGGUGUACCUCGCCUCGCUCGUCCCCACUCUCGUUUCCUCACCCCUCGCAGGCAAGCUCAGCGACAAGUUCGGCCCUGCAUGGGUCGCCACGGUCCUUUUCGUGUGCGGCAUCCCGUGGUUCGGGCUGCUCACGCUCGAUUUCUCUCUCGCGUUCUUCAUCGUUGCGUUCGCUGUCGAGAACUUCUUCAUUGGUGCGACAUCGUCCCCGCUUACAACCGAACUCGCGGCUGUGACACGUAGCAUGGAAGGUGUAGGCUAUGCACACACGUAUGGUACCUUCAACGUUGUGUAUGGACUCGCCAAUGCAGCGGGAUCCAUCGUCGGGGGACAGGUCUACGGCCAUCUGAGCAAUGGCUGGGAUGCUCUGUGCUAUAUCGACAUCGGUGUUCUGGCUCUCACCCUCGUCCUCGUGCUGCUGUUCAUCGGCGAGACCCCGAUCCUGCGAUUGCGCCUCCACAAGUGAGACCGCUCGCCAUCCCCUCACUCUCACCUGGA